Condylura cristata (star-nosed mole) is the source of this 2213-nucleotide messenger RNA. RefSeq names its product serine/threonine/tyrosine kinase 1 (gene STYK1). Gene Ontology annotation, cellular component: signaling receptor complex. The record is from RefSeq and is a predicted model, not a curated record. Gene Ontology annotation, molecular function: ATP binding; transmembrane receptor protein tyrosine kinase activity. The transcript has 10 exons. Gene Ontology annotation, biological process: cell surface receptor protein tyrosine kinase signaling pathway; positive regulation of kinase activity; multicellular organism development. NCBI's taxonomy places the organism in Eukaryota, Metazoa, Chordata, Mammalia, Eulipotyphla, Talpidae. The coding region runs from base 120 to 1403 and encodes 427 amino acids.
GGGCCAGUUCCAGCUGAAACCAGAGGGAUCGGAAGAGGGACACGAACAACGCAAUCCUUGGGGAUUAUUCUCGCCUGUGCUCUGCAUUCCCGUGGGUCCAGCACACUGUGGACAGCUGCAUGGCGGAGGCAGAUGGGAGGGGCAUGAGACGAGUGCUCCUGGGAUGCAGGCUUGGUGACAAGUUGUGCAUUAUCCAGGACCAUCAGUAUGAAAUCAUUAUCGUCCCAACCCUGCUGGUUGGCAUCUUCCUCAUCCUUCUUGGGGUCAUCCUGUAUCUUUUCAUCAGAGGACAAAGAGCCCAACAACAAUCUUCUGCAUGUCAAGAUGUUGCUCCCACAUCUCCAUCGACUGGUCUAAGCCGGGAAGCAGCAAGACCUGGAGGAAAUGUGUUUGUGCCACUUAAGGAGAUGUCAGUGGAAAACCUUCUACAAGCUUCCUCUCAUGCCCUGGUGAAGGUACAGGUGCCCCGGGAGCAACUCUCUAGAGAGCGGGAGCAGAUCCACAAUGGCAGUUUUGGGGCUAUCUAUCGAACCAAGAUGAACACCAGUGACCCCACUAAGCCCAAGAGUGUUGUCCUCAAGACUUUAAGAGAAACCGCAGGACUCCCCGAGGUGCAGGAUUUCCUAGGGCGAAUCCACUUCUACCAGUACCUGGGGAAGCAUGAGAAUGUGGUUCAGCUGGAAGGCUGCUGCACAGAAAGGCUGCCGCUCUACAUGGUGUUGGAGGAUGUGGCCAAGGGGGACCUGCUCAGCUUCCUCUGGACUUGUCGCAGGGAUUUGAUGACGACGGAUGGACUUCUUUAUGAUCUCACAGAAAAACAAAUAUAUCACAUUGGGAAGCAGGUCCUUCUUGCUCUGGAAUUUCUCCAAGAUAAGCAUCUGUUCCAUGGGGACGUGGCGGCCAGGAACAUUCUGAUCCAGUGUGAUCUUACUGCUAAGCUCUGUGGAUUGGGCCUGGCUUAUGAGGUUCACACCCGCGGGACCUCCACUCGCUUGGUACCAUUCAAGUGGCUGGCCCCAGAACGGCUUCUGCUGAGACCUGCCAGCAUCAAAGCAGACAUCUGGUCCUUUGGGAUACUGCUGUAUGAGAUGGUGACUCUAGGGGCACCACCUUAUCCUGAUGUUCCUCCUACAAGCAUCUUACAGCACCUCCAAAGAAGGAAAAUCAUGAAGAGACCCAGCAGUUGCACACACAACAUGUACAGCCUGAUGAAGUCCUGCUGGCGCUGGAGUGAGGACAGCCGCCCUUCGCUGCAGGAGCUACGCCUGCGCCUUGACGCUGUUGCCCGAAUAGCAAAUGACAAGGCUGUGCUGCAAGUCCCAGAGCUGGUGGUGCCGGAAAUGUACGCAGCUGUGGCAGGUGUCAGCGUGGAGAGCCUCUCCUACAGCUGCAGUGCAUUCUGAACAGCUGGGCUCACCCCACUUGUGGGACUUCACGUACUGUUGGAACCAAUUCCUCCAAGAAGGGGGAUUAGACUUUCUGGUGGGACUUAAAGGGAGCAACGGGACACAGACCCAAUCCUCCAUCAGACAUGACCCUGGCUAUCUGCAGUGAUGUUACGCGCCAGAUACCCUCAAAGCAGAGGAAGAAUUUCAUUGCUGCUGCCCCAACCCUAAUGGCCUAGGGUGGGAGUUGUGGACAGUGUCACUUCCAAGGAUGUUUUAGAGUUCUGCAGUGUUUGUUAGGGCAUGGCACAGAGAAGCUGGGCCCGCCAGACUGUAGGCUACUUUUCCUCCUGAAGUAUGAUUUCAUCCAGGCUGUUGUUAGAUGCAAAGGAAUUAGAAUCAAAUGAGGGGAUAGAAAGCCAGCAAAAGGGUUGAAGAGCAAGAAAAUGAAAAGCCUUAAUCUCAGGAGUAAGAUGUGACCAGGCUGUCCUUCAAAGAAAAGGGAGAGGGAAAAUGGGAAGUUCUGCAUUCCUGGUCCCUGCAUGCCGGGCUGGAGGAGAACCGUGAGGGUCAGGUUCCCUCAGAACAGGCAGUCUUCUAUCUAAUUCAGGGACAGGUGAACUAUUGGCACGACUCUCAGCUAGAAGCCACGCUGGUCAUUUCAUGAUGGGAAACACUCAACAUGUCUGUCCGCCAGGCGAGCCCCUGCUCCCGUUGACUAGAGACACAGAGCCCUCACAGCCUGUCAGGGCGGUGAUGGAGCUGUGUGGGUAUUAUAAAUAGGAAUGUGGAGUGCAAGCAAGCAGAGACCAGGCCUUUAAAAAGGGC